AUGUCGGAGUUAAGUUUCAAAGAAAAAGAAGAAGAUGUUACCGUUAUAUUUGAAGCACCGGCAGAAGUCAGUUCCGAGGAACCUUCAAUGAGCGAAUGGUCCUCAUUGGAAUCGCAGACAGUGAUAGAAAAAGAGAAGAAGCUACUAUUCGAUCAGGGUCUAUAUUCUCCGGGUAGUUCUGACAUAUGCCCUAAGUAUAUACCGCAAUCUGACAGCACAAUAUUGAGGCACCCAUACUAUAACUAUCCAGCAGUUCAUGACCCUGGCAUAAAAGAAGCACUUCUCGUCCCCGAACAACAAAUUGUGUAUUCAGAUGAUGGACAGGCUUUAUAUCUACAUUUAUGUUCUGAAAUGAAAUUAACUCCAGUGAGAAUGUUUCACAGAAAAUUAUUAGAUUCAGAAAUUUCUCUAAGCUACUAUGGCGUAGACCCUACGGCUAUUCGUGCUAUGGCGAUGGCUUUGCAGUUUAAUAAGCAUGUUCAUGUUUUCAAUUUGACUGACAAUUUUCUCACUGAUGACAGUUGUUUUCAUUUGAGUCAAAUGCUUAAGACAAAUACAACAUUGAAAGAACUCAACUUGACCGGUUGUCGCAUAGGUACAUCGGGGCUUAUCAAUCUUGGAGACCAAUUAGCUGUGAAUCGUACAUUAGUAACAUUGAAUCUCUCUAGAAAUGAAAUUGGCGAUGAGGGUGGGGUACACUACGCCAAGCUAAUAUCUGACGGUGUUACCGUUCAGAAAUUGAACUUAAGCAAAAAUGAUUUGGGCCGACAAACUGCUUUAGCGUUUAUGGAGGCCUUUGAAUGGAGGGAUCCACUUACACUAUUAGACUUAUCGUGGAAUAGUUUCCUUCACGUUCCAUCUACUGUCAAAAUGCUAUCCUCUUUAGCAAACAGCCAAGAAUUACAAGAAAUAAAUUUAUCAUUCAAUGCAUUUGAAGGAGACCGUAUAGCAGGUGCAAUAUACAAUUUAUUACUUAUUCCUACAUUAACAGCUUUAGACCUGAGUCAUAACAGAUUCCAAGGGGAAGCGAUAGAUAUAAUAACAGCAGGUUUGAUUAGUGCAAAAAAAUUGGUAACAUUUAAUUUGUCUUUUAAUCCAAUGUCACCUGAGGAUGCUUACCGCACCUUAGAAAAAAUGUUACGGCCGAGAGUCAAACUGCAAAACCUGCUGAUGGAAACAGUGUGUGUGGAUAAGUCUUUCUUAGCUUUAGUCGCGAGAGUAUCAAAGAUGAAAUCUCGGAAAAAAUUUAAAGUGAUUUAUGGUGAUGUGUUGCAUAACUGGGAUGUAAAAGGUCCAGAUGUAAGGACAUUACUAUUAAAGCGAGCCGAAUAUCUUAGUACGGUAAACAAGAAGAAACAUAUUGAUAUACUGGUUUAUUUUUUAACUUUAAACCAGAAAAAUAGCGCACCUAUGCUACCUAAAGAUCUAUCAGACCGGCUAACUGAAGAUGGGAUUCCCUUAAGCAGUGAUUAUUGUGACCAGUUAGUCGAAGUUUUUCCUGGGCCGAGAAUUCGAAAACUUCGGUCUAUAAAUAUUCCAUUACUAUGUGAAUAUAUCAAUCGUCUUUAUCCAAAAAAGAAGGUCCCAGAGCCGGAACCGGUCCCUGAACCGGUGGUCGAAGUAGUGGCACCUCCACCCUCCACUAAAGUCAAAGAAAAGAAACAAAAAGUAAAGUUUGUAAGAUAA
This is a messenger RNA of Arctia plantaginis, 1686 nucleotides long. NCBI's taxonomy places the organism in Eukaryota, Metazoa, Arthropoda, Insecta, Lepidoptera, Erebidae. The record is from the annotation of a GenBank genome assembly.